UGUUUCCUGUUAAGACGGUUUCCUCAAACACAAGCUAUACCAACAAGAUUAUUACAUAUUUGUUUUCAAUGCCACCUUUGUCUUCCUCAGCCAUCCUAAAGGACAGCAUUGCAGACUGCUCAGGUGACCCACCCAUGAAUCCAGGAGGAAGUGAGCAUACCUCUCCACAGGUCAAUGUAGAACUGUUUUCUGAAGGGGACUUGCUUCUUCAGGCCCUCAACGGCUUCCUCAUGGCAGUUACAGAGGAUGGCUAUGUUUUGUACGUCUCUCCCACGGUCCAGGACUACUUGGGAUUUCAUCAAUCAGAUGUCAUCUAUCAGAGUGUGUUCGAGCUGAUCCACAAGGAGGAUAGAGCCAUGUUCCAGAGCCAAUUUCUCUGGCCUCCAGAUGCAGCACCUAUCAGCAGAGAGGGAGAGCAGGACAACCACCAGCUUCCUCACUUUUCUGUCUUCCCAGCUCUGCCUGGAGAGAACUGUCUCUCACUUAAUGGCACCCCCACUGACAGCCUGCAGCAUCAGCCCUUGGAGGACCCCUCCUAUCUGGAAAGAAGUUUUGUCUGUCGGUUCCGCUGCCUGCUGGACAACUCUUCUGGGUUUCUGGAGCUGAAUUUCCAUGGCCAUCUUAAACUCCUCCCUGGGCAGAACAACAGAUCAGAAGAUGGCAUCCUCAUGUCUCCUCAACUCACCCUGUUUGCCAUUGCAACACCUCGCCAGCCACUCACCAUCCUGGAGCUCCAAAACAAAACAUUUCUUUUCCAAACAAAACACAAAUUGGAUUUCACACCUAUAGCCUGUGAUUCCAGAGGCAAGGUGGUCCUGGGUUACACCGACAGCGAACUCUGCAGGAAAGGAUCGGGCUACCAGUUCAUCCACGCGGCCGACAUGAUGCACUGCGCCGAGAAUCACGUGCGGAUGAUGAGGACGGGCGAGAGCGGCCUCACGGUGUUCCGGCUGCUCACCAAGCAGGCCGGCUGGCUGUGGGUGCAGUCCAACGCCCGCCUGGUGUUCCGUGGCGGCCAGCCCGACUGCAUCGUCGCCCGGCAGCGGGCCCUGACGAAUGCAGAGGGGGAAGAUCACCUGCGCAAGAGGGCCCUGCAACUGCCGUUCACCUUCACCACAGGGGAAGCCAUCCUGUAUGAUAGCAGCCCCCUGAGCCCUCUGACUUCCCUCCCAGCCAGGAAGAGGAUCCGGGCAAGGAAGGGCACCCCCACUGGUCAGGGCCCUGUGCACCCAGGCUCUCUUCUGGGAGCCAUGAUGCGGCAAGAUGAAUCCAUGUAUUUGUCCUGCAUGGUCCCAACCACCCAAGGCUCACCCUUGGAGAGGCAGGGGUCCAAUGGCAGACAUGAGGACAAGGAAGAGAAAGAGAAGGAGGAAGACCACUCCUUCCUGUCCCUCAUUGAGACCCUGCUGGAGAAGGACACAGAAGAACAGCCUGAUCUCUGCUCCACUCUCCAGCACCUGGGGGUCACUGACCUCAAGCAGUGUUUGUGGGAAGAGAGCCUUCUCAGGGCUGACUCAGGCCCUGCAGGGUCUCAGAACUUCCACCCACUGCCCUCCAGUCAGGGAGGGGGCUCCCACAGGGAAAAGGAAGUACUUUUUCAUGACAGUGGAAAUGUGGCAUUGCCCCCACCAGCCAGCACAACUGUUCCACAGACCCUAAAGCCACAGCCUUCUCUGGGCUCGGGCCAGCUAACUGGGGAAGUAACUCCACCUCAGAACAUGGGCACAGUGCCCAGCUGCCUUCACACACACACCCAGCAUUUUUUCACCACUGGCCCUACAUUCCAGAGCCCUCCACAGUGGCAGCCUCAGCACACCCAGGCAGAACCUUUAAAUUUUGGGAUAUGCCAGAAACCAACAAUAUUUGACUUCAGCCCCCUCCCCGAGGCCUCCAGCCCCAGACAGCCUGCUCAGGUGUUUCAGCCAAACCACACAUCUUUGCUCCCUUUAGGAGAAAAUGUUGUCCCUGGACACCUGGAUCAGCCAGACCCUGGUUUUCUUGAUUUUUGCAAAGAACCUAUGCUCUGGACAGCCUCACACAGUGGUCAGUGUCAAGGGCCCUUCAUCUCCUCAGACCCUACCUCCUGGGGCACCCAUCCCUCGGAGAGCAUUUGGGAUUCCCCCAUCCAAGGCCAGCCAGUAAUGGUCCCUGUGGAAGUGGAGGCAAGGCAGGCCCAGCCUGACCCCUUCUACCACCUGAGGUCAACCAUGGCCAACUCAUGCCCUCCAUGGGCAGGGCCAGCCAGUGACAUUCCUCCUGAAUUGUGCUGUGGUUUGCCCCCAUCUGUGCAGGGGGCACUAGGUACCCCAAAGGACACACUUGGGAGUCAAGAGCACCCACCCCACUCCUUGGUGGUGAGCCAGCUCUCGGGGAGCCCUGCCUGUCCUUCCCAGGAGCUCCUGAACAGACCCUUGGCUAUGCAGGACUCUUACAGCAUGGACUGCCCCUGCCCAGCUGCCAAGCAGCAGCAGUGGCUGCAGACCCAGGAGGCAUACGGGCCAGUGAGAGAAAGAUUUCCAAGUGUCCAGCACCUGGGUGGCUGCUCAAGAGAUGCCAUUCCCCCCACCCUGCAGCUGAGCCCCUUCCUGUCCUCCAAAAGCAGCUCCCCAGGUAUAGGCAGCAGCCAAUGCAAGAGCCCAGCUGAACCCACAAGGCGGAGCAAGGACAGACCGGUCAUCCUAGCCCCAGGUGCUGUGGUGAAAUCCCAGGUGCAGUCCAGCCCUGUUCUGCCUCCCUGCCAUCCUGACCCUGCCUGCCCAUCUACGUCUACGCAGGGCAGCCAUGACCUCCAGCUCCAGGUAGGUGUUGGCAAGCAGGACCAUGGGAAUUUGGGGGUAGCAGGAAGGGGUGCUCCAAGUGCAGAGCUGCUGGCAGAUCUGAAUAUGAGGAGGCAUCAGCCCAGCUAG
Panthera uncia (snow leopard) is the source of this 2906-nucleotide messenger RNA. RefSeq names its product aryl hydrocarbon receptor-like. Gene Ontology annotation, molecular function: nuclear receptor activity; transcription cis-regulatory region binding. The record is from RefSeq and is a predicted model, not a curated record. Bases 69 to 2906 code for a protein of 945 amino acids. Lineage: Eukaryota; Metazoa; Chordata; Mammalia; Carnivora; Felidae. Gene Ontology annotation, cellular component: nucleus; aryl hydrocarbon receptor complex. The transcript is spliced from 8 exons. Gene Ontology annotation, biological process: regulation of transcription by RNA polymerase II.